This is a messenger RNA of Agrilus planipennis (emerald ash borer), 1239 nucleotides long. Its product is annotated as extensin-like. The record is from RefSeq and is a predicted model, not a curated record. Lineage: Eukaryota; Metazoa; Arthropoda; Insecta; Coleoptera; Buprestidae. The transcript is spliced from 2 exons. Bases 1 to 1239 code for a protein of 412 amino acids.
AUGGAUCGGUUGAAACAGAUCCUGAACUUUCAGUUGAACUCGCGCCCUACCAUCUACAAAAUCACCACCUCCAACAUUCAACUCCUCCCUACAUCUUCACGACAUCGCCCCACCUCCAGCCCUACCAUCUACAAAAUCACCACCUCCAACAUUCAACUCCUCCCUACAUCUUCACGACAUCGCCCCACCUCCAGCCCUACCAUCUACAAAAUCACCACCUCCAACGUUCGACUCCCCCCACAUCUCCACGACUUCGCCCCACCUCCCGGCCAAUCAGCUACAAGCUCACCAACUCCAACUUUCAACUUCCUCCUACGUCUCCGCGAAAUCACCCAACCUUCAGGCCUACCAUCUACAAAAUCACCACCUCCAACUUUCAACUCCUCCCUACAUCUUCACGACAUCGCCCCACCUCCAGCCCUACCAUCUACAAAAUCACCACCUCCAACAUUCAACUCCUCCCUACAUCUUCACGACAUCGCCCCACCUCCAGCCCUACCAUCUACAAAAUCACCACCUCCAACAUUCAACUCCUCCCUACAUCUUCACGACAUCGCCCCACCUCCAGCCCUACCAUCUACAAAAUCACCACCUCCAACGUUCGACUCCCCCCACAUCUCCACGACUUCGCCCCACCUCCCGGCCAAUCAGCUACAAGCUCACCAACUCCAACUUUCAACUUCCUCCUACGUCUCCGCGAAAUCACCCAACCUUCAGGCCUACCAUCUACAAAAUCACCACCUCCAACUUUCAACUCCUCCCUACAUCUUCACGACAUCGCCCCACCUCCAGCCCUACCAUCUACAAAAUCACCACCUCCAACGUUCGACUCCCCCCACAUCUCCACGACUUCGCCCCACCUCCCGGCCAAUCAGCUACAAGCUCACCAACUCCAACUUUCAACUUCCUCCUACGUCUCCGCGAAAUCACCCAACCUUCAGGCCUACCAUCUACAAAAUCACCACCUCCAACGUUCGACUCCCCCCACAUCUCAACGACAUCGCCCCACCUCCCGGCCAACCAGCUACAAACUCACCAACUCCAACAUUUAACUACCCCCUAAGUCUCCACGAAAUCACCCCACCUUCAGGCCUACCAUCUACAAAAUCACCACCUCCAACUUUCAACUCUCCCCCACGCUUCCACGACUUCGCUCCACCUUCAGCCCUACCAUCUACAAAAUCACCACCUCCAACUUUCAACUUCCCCCCUCGCCUCCAGGACUUCGCCCCGUCUUAA